Molecule: messenger RNA, 2574 nt
Organism: Drosophila rhopaloa
Lineage: Eukaryota; Metazoa; Arthropoda; Insecta; Diptera; Drosophilidae
Product: 2-phosphoxylose phosphatase 1
Exons: 5
Coding region: 232-1995 (587 amino acids)
Biological process (GO): dephosphorylation
Molecular function (GO): phosphatase activity
Source: RefSeq, a predicted model, not a curated record
UGCCCCCAUUAGCUCCUCCUCACGUUCCUUUAACCAAGCAAACCAGGUUUUUCUUCAGCCAGCUGUCAAAAUCAGUUCCCUGUAAAGCGGACCUAUUGCCAGAAUAAUUCAGCGCUGAACAGGAUUACAACGAUAGCAGAAACCCUUCAAGAGUGCCGCCCAUCGAGUUGAUGCCGAGGAGUAGCAGUGGAGUCCGGGGGUAGUAGGUAAGAGCCGGACUUUCUGGCCAGGAUGAGGCUGCUCAAGGAACUGAUGCGAAUGGCCACCCAACAUCGCGCCUUCUACUGCUACAUGCUGCUUAGCAUCUGGAUAUUCCUUCUUAUAGCGGGAAUGUAUCGCUACGUGGGCAAUGUUGAGUCGAAUCAAGGAGGUGGCUCAGCUUUUGGACCCAGCUCGUCUGGCACCGUCAGUUCCUUGGGCGGCGAGUCCUUCGCAUCCUCCACUGCCCAGCGAUUCGCCAAAUACAGGGAACGGUGUGCUCCACUGCCUCAGCUCCAGCGUUUGGAUGAUGGCGGCAUCUUGGAGGGUUGGAAGCUUCAGGGAGUGCUCUUGGUCAUCAGGCACGGUGACCGAGGUCCCAUUUCCCAUGUCCGCAGUGCUGGCAUAAAUUGCGGCGUAAGUGGUGGCACAGAUAACCUGGUGAAUAGAUAUCGCAGCUUUUUGUACAAUUCAAGUAGCUCCGCUUCGGGCUCAAAUCACAUGUACUGGAACAAGGUGGGACCUUUUCAUGGGUUUCCCCUGCUCCCCGCCACAGAGCGUGGUUGUCCGCUGGGGCAGCUCACCUACAAGGGCAUUUCGCAGCUUCUUCAUGUGGGCGACAUCAUGCAUCAGGUUUAUGCCCAUCCUCUGGGUCUCUUACUAAAACCGAAUCCUAAUCGUGUUUCAGUGGAAACGACGCCUCACACGCUCCUUAAUUCUGAUGAAGUGGUGGUCUUCACCACUCGCUAUCGUCGCACAUUUCAAUCGGCGCUGGCCAUGUUGUUCUCUUUGCUUCCGGCAGACAAAUGGUUAGCCCUGAAUGUCCGGGAAUCCCACAGCAUGGCUUUCUGUUUCGGGGAAUGUAGUUGUCCCCAGUCAGCUCUUCUCCGAAAGCGAUUGGAGGCCAUGGGCGACAAGCAGCUCCUGAAACGAGGCGAUGUCCUGGAAGUGAUGCAGUGGAUCGGAGGAACCUUAAUUCAACACACGCCAAAUGGCAUUAGUAAUCCCCUCGAGGUCGUGGAUGCCUUGCUGACAGUUCUGUGCCAUGAUGCUCCUCUGCCAUGUCGUAGGAAAAAGCCAGUUCCUACGCCUAAGCCACUGAAAAAGAGCCCUAAUCAAGAGGUGGUGGAUGUGAUCAAUAUAGAUCAGGAUGAAACGGUUGUCAAUCCUUUGCAGGAGGGACAAAACCAGCUGGAACCUGAUUCCCCCGAGGUGGAAAAUGGAAAUCCUUCGGUUCAGGCAGAAGAAUCUCAAGAGGGCUGCGUAGAGCCCGCCCAUGUGGACACCCUAAUGUCAUUUGCGGAUGAGCUAUCCCAACGCUCAGCUGGCCACUCGUACUAUAAGCUAUCCGGAUUGUUACGAUCCUAUGGAAUGAUUCGUCACAUAGUCAGCUAUAUGCUCAAGAUGAUCUCCGGCGAUAGGACAAAGUUAGUGCUAUAUUCUGGGCAUGAUUGCACCAUGCAGUAUCUUACAGCUGCCUUGGGAAUCAUUACCAGUCAAGGUCAAACUAUAGCCUAUGCCUCCAGACUGGCAUUCGAAGUUUAUCGGAGUGAAGCGCAUACAGACUUCUAUUUUCGAGUGGUUUACAAUGGAAAAGAUGUGACGCAACAGAUCGAUUUUUGCGAGGGAGGGAAGAGCCUAAGGGUCACCAGGGAUUCCAGAGGAAACAAAGCCGACCUGUGUCCCAUUGAGAACAUCAUUCGCUUCCUGCACGAGGAUUACUUUAGUCCACUGAAUGCCACCAAUUUUAAAGAAGCUUGUGGAGCUGUCAAUCCCCCAAAAGCUGGGGAAUUCUAGUUGCCCCAGUAAAACUAAAGUCAAAUAUCCCUUUUCAAACUGUGAUAAGUAGUUAAGAUGCCACCCAAAAAAGUAGGAGACCGAUGUCCGAUUUCCUAACCGAAAACGACCGCUUUUUAGCGAUGUUAUCUUUUUACACUUAUUUGGAAUUAAGUUAACGCAUUCAACUUGUUGAUCCACAAAUCGAAAACGAUACAUAUCAAUGGAGCACUUGUUAGCUUUUAAGAACAUACAACCUAAAAAAUAUCAAUUUUAGGGAAACAAUGAAAGGAGAAUACAUCGUAAGCAUAUCAACAUUACAAAGUUAAUUUUAAAACAAGAAUUGGAGAACAACCUUUCCACGAUUUUUAGCAUUUAAUAAUAUUUUCAGAUUUUAAAAUUAAGCCACAUAUCAACUUUUCGAAUACGGAUGAAAAAAUUAUAGAUCUGUAUUAAAAAAUAUAAAAAAUUUAAUGACGUGACAAAACAUUUCCAUUAAAUUAAUAUCUAUACUUUUAAAAUUUAUAUGUAAUUGAAGAAUGGAAUUUAAAACUACAUAUCAAAACAUUCCAAGCAUAAUAUAAAGAAAAACCUUACAGA